Aspergillus tubingensis is the source of this 1752-nucleotide messenger RNA. RefSeq names its product ribosomal protein L36e. Gene Ontology annotation, biological process: translation. Bases 1 to 1752 code for a protein of 583 amino acids. Gene Ontology annotation, cellular component: ribosome. The record is from RefSeq and is a predicted model, not a curated record. Gene Ontology annotation, molecular function: structural constituent of ribosome. NCBI's taxonomy places the organism in Eukaryota, Fungi, Ascomycota, Eurotiomycetes, Eurotiales, Aspergillaceae. The transcript has 8 exons.
AUGGCCGAGGUCUACUCGAAUGGAAACUCUUCUUCACCCUCUUAUGACUAUCGCUACUCGCAUCAGCCUUGGAAUGUGGUCACUCAGACGGUGUGUCUUGUCGUGAGUACUGGCUUUGUUGCCAUGCGGCUGUAUUCGAAGAUCCAUAUCACGAAAGCGCCUGGUUGGGAAGACUGUAUGUGGGAUCUUGUUGUUAUUCGUUUUGGGCUCGUCGAUGAGGUGCUGAUGAGCUGUGUUCUAGGGACAUGCUGUCUGGCUUGGCUCGGACUGUUAGGUUUUGUCGGUAUCUCCCUCGAGGCAGACAGACAUGGAAUCGGUGUUCAUCAAUGGGAGGUUGAUCCCCAUGAUCUGAGCGAUUUCGCCAAACUGAUAAACGCAUCGCAGGUUCUCUAUGGGCCUCUGAUAUUCCUCACCAAACUAUCCAUCUUCCUUCUUUACUUGCGGGUGUUCGCUCCAUCUCCCAAGUGUAACCAGUGGUGGUUCAUACAGAUUCUCAUGGGGCUGAACUUUUUCUUCUACUUGGCAGAUACUAUCGUGAAGAUCUUUGAAUGCACACCAAGAGCAAGGAUCUGGGAUAAGACUGUCCCGGGUCGUUGCAUUGACGCUGUCAUACCUGUCCUUGUGACGUCCAUCGUGAACGUCGUCUCGGAUAUCAUGAUGCUGCUGAUGCCCAUCAGAUGUGUCUGGCGGUUGCAAAUCACUUUACGGAAGAAAGUAGGCAUUACAGCUAUAUUUGCAGCUGGUCUUUUCGGCUGUCUCGCCAGCGUGAUGCGUCUGCGUUGGAGCGUCAAAAACCGCAACACAACGGAUAAUACUUACGAUGCGUUUCCUGAGCUUUUAUGGACAACGGCGGAAAUAACCUCUGGAAUUAUCGCCAGUAGCUUACCAGCCCUGCCGAGCUUCUACAGACACACCUCCCAAAAAGCCAAGAGACUCGUCAGGAGCAUAAGCACCGCAAGUCUGACUACAUUCAAGAGAAGACUACCCAGCACAGGCAACGGAUCUGGGGCUCGACAGUCUGUUUCGCAUCUUUCCUGGCAUCCAAGUUCCGAUCCAAGCAGAUCCGAACUGGUGCGGUCCGGAUCGGACUGGGAGAUGGGGGAGAUCGGACCAUUUCACGGAACGUUCUUCAUGACUACAACAGGCACUGCGGAGGGAGAUGGGGAGAAGGGGUUCCACUCUAAUAUUGAUGGGCUCCGGGUGGAGGAGGAGGGAUGUAAACAACAACUGCCGAGGGGUGGAAUUCUGAAGACAGUGCAGGUGGAGAUUGAGUCUGGGCCUGCUCUGAAAGAUGCUCGCUACGCACUGCCGCAACGGCCAACCAAAACCCAGCAAAGUCUAUCGCGAUUCCAUCCGCACCGACGCCCCUCGACUUCGACAACUCCCAGCAGCAACCUCCGUCGUCGCCAACCCGCAGUCGUCCCAACCGUCGUGAUGGCGCAAGAACGUUCCGGAAUCGUGGUCGGUCUGAACAAGGGCCACAAAACCACCCCCCUCAACACCCCCAAGACCCGGAUCAGCCGUACCAAGGGCCAGUCUUCCCGCCGCACGGCCUUCGUUCGUGAGAUCGCCCGCGAGGUUGUCGGUCUUGCCCCCUAUGAGCGUCGUAUCAUCGAACUCCUGAGAAACACUCAGGACAAGCGCGCUCGUAAGCUCGCCAAGAAGAGACUCGGUACCUUCGGCCGUGGCAAGAGAAAGGUCGAGGACAUGCAGCGUGUCAUCGCCGAGGCCCGCCGCACUGGCGCUCACUAA